Molecule: messenger RNA, 435 nt
Organism: Knipowitschia caucasica
Lineage: Eukaryota; Metazoa; Chordata; Actinopteri; Gobiiformes; Gobiidae
Source: the annotation of a GenBank genome assembly
AUGGCUCAGAAGGUGCGAGUGGACGAGGAGAUGGAGGCCUAUCCCACCGAGUCCGUGGACCUGCGCUGUCAGUUCAUCGACGGAGGAGGGAAGACCAAGCUCACUCAGGUGUCAUGGAUUUGGGAGCCCAUUGACGGACAGCGAGACAACAUCGCGGUGUACCAUCCCAUCUACGGCGAGAGCUUCCCCAAUCCGGAGUUCAAGAACCGCGUGUCCUUUCUGCACAACAGCCUGCAAAACCCGUCCAUCCGCAUCUCGGACCUCAAGAUGGCCGACGCGGGACGAUACACCUGCGAGUACGCCACAUACCCCACCGGCAACGAGCAGGGCACCACCACCUUGAUCAUGCUGGGUGAGUCCAGGCUGCUUCUAUGUUUGCUCAAGAUUGGUUGGUUGAUUGUUAUUGGGAUGUUUGUCAUUCACGUAAAGUCCUGA